Caenorhabditis briggsae is the source of this 855-nucleotide messenger RNA. The coding region runs from base 1 to 855 and encodes 284 amino acids. Lineage: Eukaryota; Metazoa; Nematoda; Chromadorea; Rhabditida; Rhabditidae. The record is from RefSeq and is a predicted model, not a curated record. The transcript has 5 exons.
AUGCUGGAAAUUCCAAAACUAGAGGAACCAGACGACGAUGGUUAUGGGAUUGAUUGUUCAAGAAUUUCGAAUUUUGAAAUUACAAAGUUCGAGGAACCAGAUGGACAUCCGGACACACAGACAGACAUUCCCAUUUUUUCAGUUUCCAACGAAAUUUUGAAUGAUAAUUUGAGGACUUUUCCAAAGAAACCUGAAAAAAGAAGACGGAACGAUACGGAUAAUGAUGGUGAAGAAGAGGAGGAUGGAAUAGUGAAACAAGAUCCCAAAAAUUGGACUUCCAAAGAAGCCAAAAGACAUGAGAAUUUUUUGGAAAAUCAAAAAUUCGACUUAUCGAGAAGAGGAAUAGUGUUGGUUUCCAAGUUGUGCAAGUCUGAAUUGACAGAAAGUGAAGUAAAUCGUCUUGAAACAUUGUCAAAUUCCACAUUUACAAUCUACGAUGUUCCCGGUCGUGGUGGCUUCUAUAAGAUUGAAAUCAAAGGAAGUACUGGACCAGAAGACGUCAGGAAGGCGUGCGACGUUAUUGACGCAUUUUGUUGGCACACAAUAGAGGAGAAUUUUCGAAAAUUCGGAGUACAACAAGAAUAUUGGUGUCACAUUCCAGAAAAAGUUCAGCGGAGUCGAGAUUUUAAGGAGAAGAUGCUAGGAUUGAUUAUGAAAACUGGUGUCCGCUGUCUGACCUACCGUAAAAGCUGGUCUCAACACAACGACCCAAUUCACUUCUACGGCUACCCAGACAUGCUGAAAAACGCGAAAAACGCAUUGGACAAAAUAGUUUCCGAUUUUUACCAUCAAAAAAUCUACAAAAUCGAAGCGAAAUUUGUUGGAGAAGUAAUGGGAAAACAGGAGUUAAUCUGA